UUUUUGUCAUCUGAUGAUUUACUAUCGUCUUGAUCAGUUCGUUCAGCUUCAUAACCCGAAACACCUGUUUGAAGAUCACUUGUGGUUGGUUCCGAUAUUUGUUGUGGUUCACUUUCUGUUAUUAUCUCAGUGACUGUUUCUAUAAUUUCUUCAGGUUUGACUUCAUCUGUUUCUUGUAUCUUCUCAAUGAUUUUUUCAAUGAUUUCUUUAGGUUCGACUUCAGAUAUUCGUUGAGGUUCAAUUUCUUUUGUUAUCGUUUUAACAAUCGUAAUUGUCGCUAUUUGUGGUG
This is a messenger RNA of Clunio marinus, 289 nucleotides long. Lineage: Eukaryota; Metazoa; Arthropoda; Insecta; Diptera; Chironomidae. The record is from the annotation of a GenBank genome assembly.